Molecule: messenger RNA, 6217 nt
Organism: Pangasianodon hypophthalmus (striped catfish)
Lineage: Eukaryota; Metazoa; Chordata; Actinopteri; Siluriformes; Pangasiidae
Gene: epha7
Product: eph receptor A7
Exons: 17
Coding region: 142-3222 (1026 amino acids)
Biological process (GO): axon guidance; protein phosphorylation; cell surface receptor protein tyrosine kinase signaling pathway
Cellular component (GO): neuron projection; plasma membrane
Molecular function (GO): transmembrane-ephrin receptor activity; ATP binding; protein binding
Source: RefSeq, a predicted model, not a curated record
CACUCAGAGCCGGUGGCUGUGGCAGCGUCGUCCAUGGCAAGGCAACGGAUAUAAGCGCGCGCUCUCUUCCUUCUUUUUUUUUUAAUCCCCUCCCUCUAUUUCUCGUCUCGAGCUGCUCUCGGUCCAACCAAAGCCCGCACCAUGACCAUGCUCGGCCGCCUGUGGACUCUAUUCUGCCUCCGCGUGUGCUUUUACGCGAGCGCCGGAUUAGCGCAGAGCGCCAGAGAGGUGAUCCUGCUGGACUCAAAGGCACAGCAGACUGAGAUGGAGUGGGUAGCGUCUCCUCCGAACGGGUGGGAAGAGAUCAGCGGGCUGGAUGAGAACUUCACCCCAAUUCGCACGUAUCAGGUGUGCCAGGUGAUGGAACCGAAUCAAAACAAUUGGCUUCGGACUAACUGGAUCGAAAAGGGCGAUGCUCAGAGGAUUUUCGUGGAGCUGAAAUUCACACUGCGGGACUGUAAUAGCCUGCCCGGUGUGGUGGGAACGUGCAAGGAAACGUUCAACUUGUACUACCAGGAGACGGACGCUGAGAUGGGCAGGAAUAUCCGCGAGAGCCAGUAUGUGAAAAUAGACACCAUCGCGGCGGAUGAGAGCUUCACACAGGGCGAUCUGGGUGAGAGGAAAAUGAAGCUGAACACGGAGGUGCGGAUCAUCGGGCCGCUCUCGCGCAGAGGCUUCUACUUGGCCUUCCAGGACGUUGGAGCAUGCAUCGCUCUCGUCUCGGUCAAAGUUUACUACAAGAAGUGCUGGUCCAUCAUCGAGAACCUGGCCACGUUCCCGGACACCGUCACGGGAUCUGAGUUUUCCUCGCUCGUCGAGGUCGAGGGAACGUGUGUCAGCGACGCCGAGGAGGAGGCCGACAACUCUCCCAAGAUGCACUGCAGUGCCGAGGGCGAGUGGCUUGUGCCGAUUGGAAAAUGUAUCUGCAAGGCCGGGUUUCAUCAGAAAGGGGACUCUUGUGAACCCUGCGGCCGCGGCUUCUUCAAAUCUUCGUCGCAGGACCUGCAGUGUUCGCGCUGUCCUGCCCACAGCUAUAACGACAGAGAAGGAUCUUGGAAGUGUGAUUGCGAGGACGGCUACUACCGAGCGCCCUCAGAUCCUCCCUCCAUCGCCUGCACAAGACCUCCUUCAGCUCCUCAGAAUCUGGUCUACAACAUCAACCAGACCACCGUAACCCUCGAGUGGAACCCUCCGGCUGACUCCGGCGGCCGCAAUGAUCUCACCUACCGGAUCGUAUGCAGGAGGUGCAGCUGGGAACCGGAGGAGUGUGUUCCGUGCGGAGGGAACGUGGCAUACGUGCCACAGCAGAGCAGUCUCACGGAAACCUUCGUCACCAUCAGUGAGCUGCUGCCGCACGCCAACUACACUUUCGAGGUGGAAGCCGUGAACGGCGUCUCGGACCUGAGCCGAACGCAGAGACUCUUUGCCGCCGUCAGCAUCGCCACCAGUCAGGCGGCUCCGUCUCAGGUCAGCGAGGUGAUAAAGGAGCGCGUGCAGGAGCACAGCAUCCAGCUCUCGUGGCAGGAACCCGAGCAGCCCAAUGGAGUCAUCACCGAAUAUGAGAUCAAGUACUAUGAGAAGGACCAGAAGGAUCGCAUCUACUCGACAGUCAAGUCCAAGUCCACAUCAGCCACGGUGAACAACCUGAAGCCCAGCACGGCGUACGUGUUCCAGAUCAGAGCGUUUACCUCGGCCGGAUACGGCAUGUUCGGUCCCAGGCUCGAGGUCACCACAAAGGACGAGUCGUCAGGAGCUGCCACGAUUGUGUCAAGCGAGCAGAACCCGGUCAUCAUCAUCGCUGUGGUGGCAGUAGCCGGCACCAUCAUCCUGGUGUUCAUGGUGUUCGGCUUCAUCAUCGGGAGAAGGUACGCUCUCGCGGCCCCCGUUGACUCGCCGCUCCUGCACUGUGGCUACAGUAAAGCAGACCAGGAAGGAGAUGAAGAGCUGUACUUCCAAUUCAAAUUUCCAGGCACCAAAACCUACAUCGACCCUGAAACCUAUGAAGACCCCAACAGGGCUGUGCAUCAGUUUGCCAAGGAGCUGGACGCAUCGUGCAUUAAGAUCGAAAGGGUGAUCGGCGCAGGAGAGUUUGGCGAAGUAUGCAGCGGUCGCCUGAAGCUUCCUGGGAAGAGGGAUGUUCCCGUGGCCAUCAAAACUCUAAAAGUGGGCUACACAGAGAAGCAAAGGCGGGACUUCCUUUGUGAGGCGAGCAUUAUGGGACAGUUUGACCAUCCCAAUGUGGUCCAUCUAGAAGGCGUGGUCACCAGAGGGAAGCCAGUCAUGAUCGUCAUCGAGUACAUGGAGAACGGCGCAUUAGACGCCUUCCUCAGGAAACAUGACGGGCAGUUCACGGUGAUCCAGUUGGUAGGUAUGUUGCGCGGCAUCGCCGCUGGCAUGCGCUACCUCUCGGACAUGGGCUAUGUGCACCGGGACCUGGCGGCGCGCAACAUCCUCGUCAACAGCAACCUCGUCUGUAAAGUGUCCGACUUUGGGCUGUCCAGAGUGAUCGACGAUGACCCUGAGGCUGUCUACACUACCACUGGGAAGAUGCAGGAUGUAAUGAAUUUGAUGUUUACCCCAGCCACUCAUCUGCAUUUUACUGAACAGGGCGGAAAGAUCCCGGUUCGGUGGACAGCCAUGGAAGCCAUCCAGUACCGUAAAUUCACAUCAGCUAGCGACGUGUGGAGUUACGGCAUUGUCAUGUGGGAGGUCAUGUCCUACGGCGAACGGCCUUACUGGGACAUGUCCAAUCAAGACGUCAUCAAGGCUAUCGAGGAGGGGUACCGUCUUCCGGCACCCAUGGACUGCCCUCCAGGACUCCACCAGCUCAUGCUGGACUGCUGGCAGAAGGAGCGAGCUGACCGGCCCAAAUUUGACCAGAUAGUCGCCAUUUUGGACAAAAUGAUCCGCAAUCCCAGCACACUGAAAACGCCAGUGGGAACAUGUACAAGACCCAUCAGUCCGCUGCUAGACCAGAGCCCGCCAGACUUCAGCUCGUUCCGCUCGGUGGGCGAGUGGUUGGAGGCCAUUAAGAUGGAGAGAUACAAAGACAACUUCACAGCAGCCGGCUACAGCUCACUUGAGUCUGUGGCGAGGAUGACUAUUGAGGACGUGAUGAGUUUGGGAAUCUCACUCGUGGGCCAUCAGAAGAAAGUCAUGAGCAGUAUACAGACUAUGAGAGCUCAGAUGAUACACCUGCACGGCACGGGCGUCCAGGUGUGACGGACGGUCGCCGGGAACCGCCCCCUGGGAGCGGGGCGGGGACUUAGAAGAUAGCGCGGAGAAUCACCGCAAAAUAAAAUAAAUAACACUAAUAAAAACCACACGACGUCUCUCUCGAAACGGUGACUCUUCCAGAAGCUGUGGAGACAAGGACUUGUUUCUUCGUUCUCUGGUGAAGGACGUUAAGUGAAGGUGCUGAAUCAAUGAACGUGCAAAAGGAAAAUGGAAGGAGAGAAUACUACCUGGAAACACGUCAGUGGAGAGACAGAGCGUUUUCUAGCAAUUUGAUGCUUUUUAACCAUUUUUUUUUCUGCUCAUCGUUGGUAUUGACUUCACUAGAAUAUGGAUAUUUUUUACAAAGAUAAUGGACAAAAAAAUGCACAAAGUAAUCAAAUCCAGUCAGUACAAAAAAAAAAAAUCCAGAGUUGUUUUUGAUUUCCUUUUCUUUUCUGAUACACUCCAAUGGGGACAUUUGCGUCAUUAACCAACGUCAGUUUUCCCAAUUCCUUUAAGUAGGACAGUUUGCCUUAUUGGAUUUUUAAGUGUGGAUUUGACAACAGGGUAAAAAAGUCGCCGCUGUAGGCAGCAGGGCAGAAGCACGGACCUCAGCGUGGACGUAACCUCGGCUUCUCUGCUCGCAGUGAGUCGGAACCUCGCUUUUUUUUUUUCUUUGUCCGACUCCUCCGCAUUUGCAAUCUCUUGGGAGUACUCCUUGCGAGUGCACGUAAACGUGCCCGGCGUACGGAUGGCCGAGUUUUAUGAUGCGGCUGAAAGUUCAAGAACCAAGAACUUCAAGAACCACUUCUUGACAACAAGCUCUAUAGUUCCAAUAUUACUGUUUUUUGGGUUUUUUUGAACACUUGAAGGCUGCCUGCCUGCCUUUAUUUUCCUGUUAUUUUUUUCAUGAGGUGUCUCCACGUAGAUAGCACUAUUGAAGACAGUAUUUAAUAUAAAAACGGUUCAAUCUAAAAUUAAUUGUUUGGCUUGCAAUUUUUUUUUUCUUGCAGAUGUUGCAAAUAUUUUAUGUUUCCACAAUCCAGUCCAGUCAGUUCUAAGUUAAACUGAUAUUACCUUAAAACCUUAGAGGCGAAUAUAGACUUGAGGUACUUCUUCAGAUGAAUAAUUCUCGAUUUUUUUUUUUUUUUUUUUUUUUUUUUACAGGAAAUGUAUUAUUAUUAUUUUUUUUUUUUUUGCAGAACGUGCUCGUUCUCGCUCAGUUGUGGGAACUAGACAAAGUGGAUGUAGACUGAAGGUCAUAUAUAAAUAUAAAUAUAUGUGAGUCUGGAAGAGAUGGAUCAAUCAGAGCAAUAAUUACCGAGAUGGUUCUUCUUUGUGAUAUUAAGGUGCUAUGUAGAUUUUUACCAUUUUGGCUCGUCAGCUAAUCACAGCAGAAAGGGAAAGAUGUUGGAGAGUGUGAUUUAUAUAUGGGUUUCCUCUCUUUUCUGGGCAGCGGGGUCAUCGAAAAACCACAAGAAUGUACUUUUAUGUGUGUGUGUGUUUGUUUGUGUUUGUGUGUGUCUUCCUUCUUGAUUAGAGAGCUCGAGGAAAGAGGAAUUCACUUUUUCAAACAUGCGGUUAAAGCCAGAUUCUCAGUGCCAUCACACGCUGGUCAGUGUUGGGAUCAUUCCCAGUAUCGCACACGGAUCACCAGUUUCCCUUUUUUUUUACAUUUAGUUUAAUUUCUAUUGGAUUUUAUGGCUGCUCUAAAAUUACACAGGAAGAAUAACAGUACUAAAAUGGUUAUAAACUUGCAAAAAUGGGUUUUAUUAGUUUGGGGUUUGGCAAACACAAAAAAAAAAAAAUAAUAAAAAACACUUGUGGUGUUUAGUCCAGAUGUUAAUUUUAAAAAGCCAUUACGUAAAUAAGAUGUUCUUCUAUCCAAUGUGCUCUGGUAUAAAAGCCCUGGCCCCCAGGCAGUGUGAGUGUGUGUGUGUGUGUGUGUGUGUGUGCUCUUGGAUCAGAUGAUGCCCCUAUCUCCGCUCCAUUGCGCUGGCCUCAGCACUGGAUCGGCUCCAGCCCUUUUUUGUUUCCCCAAUCGAAUGCUAGUGGAAAGGCUUUCGGUCAGCACAAACCGCUCUGGCUCUCAUGCAAGCGGCGUAUUUUUGCCUCGCAAAUUGUAAACACUUGCAUCGUUUCCUCCUCUCGUCUCUCUCUCUCUCUCUCUCUCUCUCUCUCUCUCUCUGAGCCCUCUCCAGUCUUUAGGGACAGCCAAUUUGAGAUUAACGCCAGGGUUCAAUCGAUCCUCAGUGAAGGCCAUCACGACACUUCAAUGACAAAUCUGCUGUACUGUUUAAAGCUUGACAGUAGGACGCGGGUUCAGACGUGGCCUGUGCUGUUCGUUGAAUCUAGGGCUGAGUGUGUCUUCUUAGAAAUAUUUAACAAAAUGCAUAUGAACCACCCCGAAUUGAAUAAAAAUCUUUUUGGAAGAUUCCAAAGAUGUCAGCACUGUUGAUUGUGUCUGGUUGGAGGGAAACUUUGUAUAUGAUCUGAUUGUAAAACUUGUACAUUUUUUUUUAUUUAUAUUGUUUCCUUUUUUUCUUUAUUUUUUACACCUUUUCCUCCGUAGUGAGCUCUGAAUUCAUUGAAAAUGCACUAUAUUUUUCUAUAUCGCUUGCAAAUGUUUUAGUUCACCCGGAUGUACAUAAUUUCUCAUGUAGGACCAAAGACGGCCAAUAAGUUUCCAUUAAAGAUUUUUUUUUUUGUUUUAAGUUUUGUUUUUUCCUGUCUUUUAGGUUCAAAUGUACAGUAAAAUAAAUUGUCCAUUUAUUACAAUUUAUUAUUUAUUUUGUUUUUCAGCAAUGGGAGGAUGGAGAAUUCGAGUCAUUGGUUCGAAAAAAGUAUUUUCCCCAACUGCAGAUCUGUAAAAUCAUUUUACAUAGAUUAUUUCUUGUUACAUAGACCAUUUUCUUUCUUUUUUUUUUUUUUUUUUUUUUUGCUUUGUAACCUUUGUAAUAGACUGUACAUAUAUUUUUGGAAAUAUAAUACAAUCUCUAUA